AUGGCUCGCACAUUGUCAUCCCUCGCUGAAAAUACCGCAAUUGCACCUUUACUCCUGCAGAGGGGGGGCAAGAAGAAGACGGAAAUAGAAAAGUGUGAAGCGGCUGGUGCAAACCAUACGCUGCUAAAGAAACUGCAUUCUGACAAGUCAAACAAUAUUUAG
Molecule: messenger RNA, 162 nt
Organism: Plasmopara halstedii
Lineage: Eukaryota; Oomycota; Peronosporomycetes; Peronosporales; Peronosporaceae
Exons: 2
Coding region: 1-162 (53 amino acids)
Source: RefSeq, a predicted model, not a curated record